Periophthalmus magnuspinnatus is the source of this 436-nucleotide messenger RNA. RefSeq names its product ss18, like 2 (gene ss18l2). Gene Ontology annotation, cellular component: nucleus. The record is from RefSeq and is a predicted model, not a curated record. NCBI's taxonomy places the organism in Eukaryota, Metazoa, Chordata, Actinopteri, Gobiiformes, Gobiidae. The transcript is spliced from 4 exons. Gene Ontology annotation, biological process: positive regulation of transcription by RNA polymerase II. Gene Ontology annotation, molecular function: transcription coactivator activity. Bases 53 to 352 code for a protein of 99 amino acids.
UUCCAGAGUAAGAUGUAGCAUAGCACAUUAGGUCAAGCGCCGCAAUAUCAACAUGUCCAUCGUUUUCGUGCCAAAAAGGCUACGAGGGAAAGCGAAAAUUAGCCAAGAAACAAUACAGCAACUGCUGGACGAGAACGACCAGUUGGUGAGAUGUAUCACAGAAUACAUGCAGAAGGGACGAGCUGUGGAGUGUGUCCAAUAUCAACAGAUAUUGCACAGAAACAUAGUGUAUUUGGCAACCAUAGCCGAUGCAAGUCCUGACACAGAACCAUCGGAUUCGUCUUCAAAGGCCACAUCUGGUGAAACCUCUUCCACAACAUCAGCCGCAAAUAGUCACCUAGAUGGAUCGUAAUUGUGUAGUUUGUAUGUGUAAUAUCAUCAAAGUAACCAUUGUGGCACUGAUCCUUUACUGUUUUGGUUUUUUUAUUAUAAUGGA